Messenger RNA from Pteronotus mesoamericanus, 405 nucleotides. RefSeq names its product 60S acidic ribosomal protein P2-like. Lineage: Eukaryota; Metazoa; Chordata; Mammalia; Chiroptera; Mormoopidae. Gene Ontology annotation, biological process: cytoplasmic translational elongation. The transcript has 2 exons. Gene Ontology annotation, cellular component: cytosolic large ribosomal subunit; ribosome. Gene Ontology annotation, molecular function: structural constituent of ribosome. The record is from RefSeq and is a predicted model, not a curated record. Bases 1 to 405 code for a protein of 134 amino acids.
AUGCAUAGUGAUAUAGUGACUCCCAGUCAAGGUGGCGGCAUAGGUCACACACUCAAGUCCUCUUCAACACAUGUUGCCUCCUAUCUCCUGGCUGCCCUUGGGGGCAAUUCCUCCCCCAGAGCCAAGGACAUCAAGAAGAUCCUGAACAGCAUGGGCAUCACGGUGGAUAUCAACUGGAUCAACAAGGUCAUCAGUGAGCUGAACAGAGAGAACAUCGAAGGCAUCAUUGCCCAGGGUACUGGCAAGCUGGCCAGCGUCCAGGCUGGUAUGGCUGUAGCUGUCUCUGCCAUCCCAGGGUCUCCAGCUCCUGCUGCUGGUUCUGCCCUAGCAGCAGCAGAGGAGAAUGACGAGAAGAAGGAGUCAGAGGAGUCACAUGACAACAUGGGCUUUGGCUUGUUUGAUUAG